AUGCAGUCGGUUGCUACCAAUGUUUGUGCUGCAUCCUUUGACUGUGAAGACCUAGUUUUGCAACCUCACUCUGAGUGUCAACUGGGCUCUGCUUCACUGACUUCGUCUGUCGAUGAGGAGAUUCACCUUCCUCGAUUUAUUUUCACGCCAGCUGGGUCCAUUACCUGCGUCUACUCGAGUAGCCGUCUCCAUUGUCAAUUUUCGAGUGGGAAACGGUUUUCCUGGACCCCUGAAUCUUCUUACAAAUUCUUCAAUUCUAUGGAAAACUGGCCUUUAAAUGUCGCGACGUCAUGGAGUAUUGUUGAAGUGGCGUUCUUACAUUCUCAAAUGUCUACCAUCAUUGUUCUACUUACGUCCCCUGAUGGUGGUGGGCCCCAUCAAUCACUCGUGUGUCUCCUAAAGUUGAAUGACGCGUUUAUCGAUGUCACCCGCGUCAUUUCAUUGCGCGGGAAAGCCCACGCAAUUCAUGUUGUAACUCCCAAUGAACAGGAGUCAAGCUUGAGUGUGCCGUGCAUAGAUCAGACCUUUGGAGGACUCGUGGCCAUCGCCAUGGAACGGGGCGUAGUGACGUUACUAGACCUUUGUCUUGACUGGCAACCGCGGAAGCCGUCUUUGGAACCCUCCGUCUCCGUAACUAUAGACCAGUGCCUCGAGGCCUUCGUGAAACAUGAACGCAUUUCACCCUACUCCGAGUCGUUUGAGCAUUCUCUCAUCAACCUGAAUGCUUCUCGAGUCUCAUGGAACAACUUUUACUACCAGACUCCUGGGGAUAAGACUAUUAGGAAACUUCCCUCCACCUCUGUGAAAGUCACUCUCCUGCGGAAUGUGUGUGCAAUCAAAAGCCUGGUGGUAGGAUUCAACUUCGGUGGAUGGCAGAUAUGGCAUCUGACUGACUUUCAGCUGAUCUACACCUACCCUGAUCUGCCGUCUCCGCCGGCUCCUGUCGUUUGUUGUGCGUUCGCCGAGCCCUCGGACGACCCUCGCUACUGCUGUUACCUUUGGAUCGGCUGGCAGGCGCCCAAAAGGACCCACACAUUUGACGCCUCCACGCUUGGCCGAACCGCUCCGGAAGUCAGCCUCUUCCAGUUGGGUUUCCGAAAGCGCACGGAGCACACCCAAGCUGGCACUGAAGACACAAUUUGUGAUUACGAUCAACUGUACGGUGCAUCCAAGCGUCUUUCGGCCUGUCUAACUCCCCUUUCGUCUUCCGCCACCACCUCGCACUGGUCGCCUUUUGGCGCUCAACUACAAGCCAUCCAACCGCUGUCCACAAACUACUCCGUAAACCACGGUCUGCGGUCGAACCGACUCACGGCCUUGGUGUGGCGUGCUGCGCCUCACAUCGUGCGAAUUGGGCUCUUUGACCUGGAUCAGUGGUACCACGCCCAAAUGCCCUCGACCAUAAGGUCUGAAAAUCCAUUCUUUGCUGUGUACGACGCGAGCCUGAAUGCUUCUCGGACUUAUCCUCUGUCGGCCCACAUUCUGCCCCAGACCAUAUUUGCAUUUUGGGCCAACAACUAUCGACGGGAAUUGCGCGCCUCGAAACUAUGCGGCGACAUGACUUCUUCACCUGAUGGCAAAAAAUCACCCCUGUGGAGUUACCGGGACCUGAGGAAGCCUCUGUCUGAACUGCAGCUGCGUCCGUCGACGCACUCGUUUGAUGCGUUUGUUCCCUUCAUACGAGAUCCUGGUGUUGUGGCCUACGCGACGCUAAAGUUCGUCUCCCGUCAAGAGCUUGCUCUCCGUGAGCUCUCGGCGGCAAUCAAGUCUCCAUCUUCCUCGUCCUUCGAAGCCAACGAUUGGAUCCUGGAAGCCGUGGCCUGUAGCUUAAUCCAGGAGUUUGAAGAUCCCGACUACGACAUCCCUCGCAUCAUGAAGGAAACUGAGGACAGUGAGUGGCUACUCCGCCAGGCCCUUGGACUUGAGUUCGUUCCCCAAGACCUCCAGACUCAGCUGGAGUUGGUUGAAAAGGAUGCGGAAGAUGAGUGUUCAUCUGACGAUUGUGUGAUGUCGCCGCGGGCUGGUAACAAAAGGCCAGUCGCCAUCGUAGGCGGAAGGUCUGCAAAGAGAGGGCGACAUGUUGUUGAGAAGGCUGGUGACCACCUCUCUCCCACGUGGGUUAUCAUCGCCAACUGUCUCCUUGACCACGGGAUGCUUCGUGAAGUGAAGAACCUUGGCGGUUUGAUUUCCGCAACGGAUGACACCGUGGACCCGCAGGCUUUUAUGCGCCGUUGGGUGUGGCUCCGGUGGCUCGGCAGGAAAACCUCCUUCGACGAGCUCUGCUGCCCCAUCUUCUCUGUCUGUGCCUCAUCUGCUACGCUCACAUCGGAUAAACUCAGUGCCCUAAGCCUGUGCACCAACUCGCUACGUCAACUGGCGGAACUCGCGGGCUCGGUGUACGCGGCCGAACCCUCUAGUCGGCGAAACCCGUCAGUUUCUGCGGCGGCUUCGGAAGCCAAGCUCCGAGUCAUCAGUAUGUUUGCCGAGUACACUCGCCCCGUUUGUCUCCUCCUGCGUCUUGGCCUUUUACCGCAAGCCUCGGACACCUACUCCAGCUCCCUGAGGCAUCCCUUUCCAAUUAUCGACUCCCGUCUUAAUGAGGUUCUGCAACUUUUGCAUACUUAUAGUGGUAAGAUAGAGAUAGAGGCUCGGCCAAUGCUUCUACUGUCCAGACAAUCUCCUCUUGCCCCCUAUGAUCCUACCCUAAUCAAGGAUUUCCUCGCCAAAAUUCAAUCCUCUAAUGGCCAAUCCGAGCCCCCUUUCCUUACUACGCAUCUGCUGAAUCACAUUUUUGCUGACGAGAAUGAGGAGACACGAGGUAUUUGGCAAGACCAGGAACAGCCUCUGAAAGACGGCGGCAGUGUAGCUGCCUUCUACCCCCCACGUCGUCUUCAAUCGGUCUGCGCCCUCUGGCAGUCCGUGGAUGCGCCGCCACCGGCGCGUCUGGCUCUCCUGGUCUUCGUUCUCUUCGAUGCCAUUGCUGUGAACGCCGCCUUUGGCAAUCGCCUCAGCGCGGUGCAGGCGGUGCCACCACAGGCAAGCGGAAGAGUCCAGUUAAGCGAUGGGAAGACGGAUGACGAUCUCGGGCCGCUCGCUCGAGCUGCGCAUUUGGUGAGUCUGGAGCCGGUCUCGCCGACCCUUAUUAACCACCCACUUGCGAUCUGCAAGAACAAGUCGUCAGCCAAAUUCUCAGCUUAUUCCCAGAAGAUGGCAAACUCCUUUCCAGCAUCCAAACUCUAUGGCUCAUUGAUCGCUUCCGCUUUUCGUCGUCAUGUUUUUCAGGAGGUGUUAUGCUCGCGCCUGAGUCCCGUGGUCACCGGUCAGAUGACGUCGCUGAAUCGGCUCCCCGAAAUCCUCCCAAACCAGGCCCUCCUGGCCUCAAAACACUGCCUGAGCUGUGGACAGGUCGACUUGGCCGCGCUAUUCACACCCCACGACAGCGAUGGGGGUGGCGUCGAUAACACCAGCGCCGCGGGAAGCCCUCUGCUCGCCCUCCACCACGCCCGUCGUCUGUGCUCCCUCAAAUUGGUGCAGGAUGCGUCCAGCGUGAUUCUUGAGGCCGCCAACAAAUUUCGGAAAUGUGGACGCUUCCUGGACUUCAUCAAUCUCGGUUUGACCGCCUGGGAGGCCGAUGUUGUGUUCUCCGAUCUGCGGCGCAGAGGCGACAACCGACUUCUCUUUGCUUGCCUUGUCGCUCGUGCUCAGUAUAAGGAGGCGUACGACCUUCUCAAGGAAGCAGACGCCGACAUCAGCUCCCGUCUUUCAGUUGCUACCACGCAGAGUUCCAGCUCGAAGAGCCUCUCCAAAAGCCGUCUAAUCCGCGCUAUGGUCUCCACAAUAACCUCCUGCCUUCCCAGCCUCGACCACCUAACUCGAUUCUCAGCCCUUGUAAACGGAAACGAUGAAGGGGAUUUCAGUAAAUCUGAUGACACCUCAGUGGAAUUUCAAGCGCCACCGUCGCCGCCCUGUUUGGCGGUAGACUCCGACUCCCCACGCCGUGGACUGCCGCGCCUAGUCGCCACCCCCAAGGGACGUGGUCUCGCCUUUCAACCCUGCACCGUCGAAAGACGACAGCUCGCCGAAUUCUGGGACGACUUCAACCUGUCUCAACGCGUGCUUCGUGGUGAAAACCCAUUCAAAACUACGUCCCCAACGCGGCCUCGCAUUACAGACAGUGCUCGGAAUCUCAGUAGAAAUUUGCGCAGGUAA
Mesocestoides corti is the source of this 4209-nucleotide messenger RNA. The record is from the annotation of a GenBank genome assembly. Lineage: Eukaryota; Metazoa; Platyhelminthes; Cestoda; Cyclophyllidea; Mesocestoididae.